Messenger RNA from Sesamum indicum (sesame), 1583 nucleotides. RefSeq names its product triose phosphate/phosphate translocator, non-green plastid, chloroplastic. The record is from RefSeq and is a predicted model, not a curated record. Gene Ontology annotation, cellular component: membrane. Gene Ontology annotation, biological process: transmembrane transport. Gene Ontology annotation, molecular function: transmembrane transporter activity. NCBI's taxonomy places the organism in Eukaryota, Viridiplantae, Streptophyta, Magnoliopsida, Lamiales, Pedaliaceae.
CACCAACUCUUCACAGUCCUUCACAUUUCUGCUCUCCUUGCUUCUUGGCGGAGCCUCCAACGUUCCUCACCCCACACCCCCCCCACCACAAUAUAUACGUACAGCUUUUACAUACAUUCUUCUCUCUCUAGCUUCUCUUCUUGAUCUGAGAACAAGAUGCAGAGCUCGGCGAUUGCAUUCUCGCCUUCUCUCUCUCUUUCUACUAGUCCUCGCAAGCUCUCCGCUCGUGGGUUCAACCCCCUCCCUGUCUCGCCCCCGGCUCAGCAUCGUUUCAGCAAUGGGCCUGCUUUGUUUGCGUCGACCCGGAGAGUGAGCCCGAUUACCUGCUCGCUGAAGCAGAGUGGGUGGAUUUCCGGCCCGAAUCCUGCGGUCCCGGAGCCUGAAUCUGAUGGAGUUGUCGUCAGGGCUACAGCGGAGAGUGCUGGCGCGGCGGAGACACCGGGAUCGAAGAGCUUCGCUGAUACGUUGGUGCUUGGGACGCUGUUCGGGCUUUGGUACCUUUUCAAUAUCUACUUUAAUAUCUACAACAAGCAGGUUCUCAAAGCUUUUCACUACCCAAUGACGGUCACCCUUGUUCAAUUUGCUGUUGGAACUGUGCUUGUUGUUUUCAUGUGGACCUUCAAUCUCUACAAGCGGCCUAAAAUCAGCGGUGGCCAGCUUGCCGCAAUUCUUCCACUGGCAUUGGUGCAUACCUUAGGCAACCUGUUCACCAAUAUGAGUCUCGGGAAAGUUGCUGUUUCAUUCACCCACACAAUUAAAGCUAUGGAGCCUUUCUUCUCAGUUGUUCUCUCUGCUAUGUUUCUAGGGGAGUUUCCCACGCCAUGGGUAGUUUCCUCUCUUUUACCAAUUGUUGGUGGAGUAGCUUUGGCAUCAAUGACUGAGGCCUCCUUUAAUUGGGCUGGGUUUUGGAGUGCUAUGGCAUCAAAUCUAACAAAUCAAUCUCGCAAUGUGCUUAGCAAAAAGUUUAUGGUUAAGAAGGAGGAAUCCCUGGACAACAUUACUCUUUUCUCAAUAAUUACUAUUAUGUCCUUCUUCUUGAUGGCGCCUGUUGCCAUUUUCGUGGAAGGCGUCAAGUUUACACCUUCACACCUUCAGGCUGCUGGGUUGAAUGUCAAGCAGCUUUACACUAGGUCUCUCCUAGCAGCUCUCUGCUUUCAUGCAUAUCAGCAGGUCUCUUACAUGAUAUUGCAGCGCGUAUCUCCUGUAACCCAUUCCGUCGGCAACUGUGUUAAGAGGGUGGUCGUGAUUGUCACCUCUGUCCUCUUCUUCCGCACACCCGUUUCACCUAUCAACUCUCUAGGUACUGGAAUAGCCCUUGCUGGAGUGUUCUUGUACUCCAGAGUCAAGCGGAUUAAGCCAAAGCCAAAGACGGCUUGAAGUUCUUAAUGUUUAGAACAAAAUUUUGUUGAUGAUCUUAUGUUGUUAGACUAGAAAAAAACCAUUGUUGUUAAAACUUCUUGUUGUAUGUUAGCUCAGAACAUGGGAUUUUUCUGGGAUUGUUGCCUGUCUUGGUUAUUACUUGUCCUCUCAAACAUUCUUUCAUGGAUACCCAUAAAUUUGUAGUUGCAAGGUUGAUGAUCUCA